AUGGAUAACUUAACAAUUUUAACACAAUGCGAAGAUAAGACCUGUUGCUGUUUAUCUCUUCGGAGCACUGCCGUCCUUAUAUCUUUUGUUAGUUUGAUUAGCUGCCUCUUGGAUGUUUUAUUGAAGGAUUCAAAUUCAGAAAAUACUUGUGUUAUCAGGGAGCAUGUUGACUCGCUGAAGAUCCUUUUACUUUCCCUGUUUCAAAUGGCCAACGUGUUACUUCUUAUUGGUUCUAUAGUUGAGAAUGCAUUAUUACUACAAAUAUAUCUAUGGUAUAUGCUGGGUUUCAUCCUUAUUGGAUUCAUGGUGACUAUUCUAGACUUCUGCCUUCGUACCAAAGAUGAAGGCUUGUGGAGUUUUGCCACUUUUAUUCCAGAAGUUAUUUUCUUAUUUGGUAAG
This is a messenger RNA of Brenthis ino (lesser marbled fritillary), 399 nucleotides long. Lineage: Eukaryota; Metazoa; Arthropoda; Insecta; Lepidoptera; Nymphalidae. The record is from the annotation of a GenBank genome assembly.